AUGGCUGAAACAGAAGAAUACAACCCACAAAAACCUAUGAAAACAAGCAAACAGCAUAACAUAUUACCAAUAUGGGGUAAUGAGCAAACUAUGAAUCUGAAUCCUUUAAUAUUAGCAAACAUCCAAGGUUCUAGCUACUUCAAAGUGCAUCUGUUCAAACUGAAGACAUAUCAUGAAGUGGUAGACGAGAUCUACUACCAGGUGAAGCAUUUAGAGCCAUGGGAGCGGGGCAGCCGCAAAACUGCGGGACAGACGGGCAUGUGUGGCGGCGUGAGGGGUGUUGGUGCUGGCGGCAUUGUGUCUACAGCCUUCUGUUUGCUGUACAAGUUGUACACACUUCGUCUAACACGUAAGCAAGUCAACGGCCUGCUGCAGCACACUGACUCUCCAUACAUUCGGGCUCUUGGCUUUAUGUACAUCCGCUACACGCAACCACCUGCAGACCUGUUCGACUGGUAUGUGGACUACUUGGACGAUGAGGAAGAAAUAGACCCGCGGGCAGGAGGAGGUGGUCCCACCACCAUCGGGGCGCUGGUUCGGCAGAUGCUUAUAAAACUCGAUUGGUUCAGCACACUGUUCCCAAGAAUUCCCGUCCCAAUUCAGAAACAAAUUGAACAGAAAUUGGCGGAACACAACAGAACUGUGUCGGCGGCCUCAAAACCAGCUGCGAACUUCAGAGGCGGUAGCAGUGCUGGUGCGGCAAGCUAUAGCUCGGGUCGGAUGGAGUCAGAUCGGCGUGAGCACGACGACAGGGACAGACGCGAUUACGGUGACAUGGAUAGAUAUGCGAAAGACAGACCCGCGAAGAGGGAUGAUAAGGAGCGUGAACGCAACAGGGACAGAGAUAGAGACCGACAGAGGGAGAAAGACCGGAGGGAGAGAGACAGAGAUCGCGACCGAGACCGAGACCGAGACCGACGCGAUCGGUAUAGAGACCGCUCUCGAGACCGUCACAGCCAACGGUCACGCUCCAGAGACCGACGCCACAGA
Iphiclides podalirius (scarce swallowtail) is the source of this 990-nucleotide messenger RNA. The record is from the annotation of a GenBank genome assembly. NCBI's taxonomy places the organism in Eukaryota, Metazoa, Arthropoda, Insecta, Lepidoptera, Papilionidae.